AUGUCGCCCAGUCACCAGCAUGAUCAGCUCAUUGAGCAAAACCCUUUCGCGGAAGAAACCCGCAGUCAAACAUCAUCUCAGGAUGAUGCGGCUCUUCUGAAAACAAUGGGCUACAAGCCAGUCCUGCAUCGGACAUACACAUUCUUUGAGAACUUUGCGACUACAUUCGCUGCGCUGUACUUUAUUGGUGGUGUGCGCGUCACCUUCAGCACUGGUAUAGCGGCUGGAGGAAAUCUGGCUUACUGGACGAGUUACCUGGUGACCAUGGUUUUUACUUUCAUCACUGCCGCCCUUGUUGCAGAGGUUUGUUCGGCUUCGCCUUCGGCCGGAUCAAUCUACCUCUGGGCUGCUGAGGCAGGUGGUCCCAAAUACGGUAGAUUGCUUGGAUUCAUCGUCGCGUGGUGGUCAACCACUGCGUGGACAACUUUCUGCGCCAGUAACACGCAGUCGGCGACAAAUUACAUGCUUUCGGAAUUGACGGUAUUUGAUGUGGACUUCCCCAAGGAUACCUCGAGCGUCAAAUUUCGCGCUGUGCAAUGGAUCGUCACCGAGAUUCUCCUCGCACUCGCGGCCAUACUCAACUUCAUGCCGCGUAAGCUUUCUUCAUCCUUUAGUGAGCACGAACUAACCUCAGCAGCCAAAUAUUUCAGAUACGUCUUUUGGUUGUCGUCCGCAGUCGUCAUGCUGGACUUCUUCCUCAACGUCAUCUGGCUUCCGAUUGGAGUUGCCAACACCUGGGGCUUUAGGACUGCCGAGGAAGCCUUUAUGUCCACGUACAAUGGCACCGGCGCGCCUGCAGGUUGGAACUGGUGUCUCUCGUAUCUCGCCACUGCCGGUAUCCUGAUCGGAUUUGACGCCUCUGGCCACGUCGCGGAAGAGACAAAGCACGCCAAUAUUACCGCUGCGCGCGGUAUCUUCUGGAGCACCGUGGCAAGUGGAGUUGGCGGUCUCGCUACCAUCAUUCUGUUCCUCUUCUGUGCACCCACUCCUGAUAAGCUCUUUGAGUUUGGUUCCCCACAGCCGUUCGUUCCUCUCUACGCUGUCGUUCUUGGUAAAGGCGGGCACAUUUUCAUGAACAUCAUCUGCAUAGUUGCUCUCUGGCUGAAUACCGCGAUCGCGAUCGUAGCCUCAUCCCGUCUUGUCUUCGCUGUCGCACGUGACGGUGUCCUCCCCUUCUCCUCCUGGGUCUCCAAGGUCCAUAACGGUCAGCCCCGCAACGCAGUUAUCGUCGUCUGGGCGGUCGCAUCCAUCAUCACUUGCACCCUGCUGCCGUCCGACGUGGCGUUCACGUCCCUCGUCUCGGCAGCCGGUGUCCCUUCUGCCGCAGCUUACGGCCUCAUCUGUCUCGCGCGUCUCAUCUGCACGCCCAAGCGCUUCCCCAAGCCCGCGUGGAGUCUCGGUCGCCUCUCCAAGCCAUUCCAGGUUAUCGGAGUCUUGUGGAACGGUUGGGUCGUUGCAGUUCUGUUCUCACCGUACGCCUUCCCCGUUACCGGCGAAAAUCUGAACUACGCACCCAUCAUCAUGGCCGCCGUUACCAUUUUUGCGCUCGUCUCGUACUUCGUUAUGCCGGAAGAUGCGUGGUUGCCUCGGGACCGCAUUUCGAAUUUUGUUGAUAGCAAGGGUGUCGUUACUGAGACGGUGGAAGAGGUUUCUCGGGUUUCGAGUCAUCAGGCUGCACGCGACACCGACACCGGCGAGCCUGGAACGCCGAAGUACCCCAUCGAAGGUUAG
Aspergillus mulundensis is the source of this 1731-nucleotide messenger RNA. RefSeq names its product putative amino acid permease. Gene Ontology annotation, biological process: transmembrane transport. Gene Ontology annotation, cellular component: membrane. Gene Ontology annotation, molecular function: transmembrane transporter activity. The coding region runs from base 1 to 1731 and encodes 576 amino acids. The record is from RefSeq and is a predicted model, not a curated record. Lineage: Eukaryota; Fungi; Ascomycota; Eurotiomycetes; Eurotiales; Aspergillaceae. The transcript is spliced from 8 exons.